This is a messenger RNA of Poecile atricapillus (Black-capped chickadee), 1841 nucleotides long. It is a transcript of the gene SLC25A10, whose product is annotated as solute carrier family 25 member 10. The record is from RefSeq and is a predicted model, not a curated record. Gene Ontology annotation, cellular component: mitochondrial membrane. Gene Ontology annotation, molecular function: malate transmembrane transporter activity; antiporter activity; thiosulfate transmembrane transporter activity. The transcript has 11 exons. Lineage: Eukaryota; Metazoa; Chordata; Aves; Passeriformes; Paridae. Gene Ontology annotation, biological process: malate transmembrane transport; mitochondrial transport; phosphate ion transmembrane transport. The coding region runs from base 68 to 928 and encodes 286 amino acids.
GUGGCUUAACGGGCGGGGGCGUGGCCGUGUCCCGGUGAGGGCGUGGCCUCUGGCAGAAGCGGCGCCCAUGGCGGAGCAGCGCGUUUCGCGCUGGUACUUCGGCGGCCUCGCGUCGUCCGGGGCCGCCUGCUGCACCCACCCCUUGGAUCUGCUGAAGGUCCACCUGCAGACACAGCAGGAGGUGAAGAUGCGGAUGACGGGGAUGGCGAUGCAUGUGAUCCGCACCGACGGCUUCCUGGCUCUCUACAAUGGGCUCAGCGCCUCGCUGUGUCGGCAGAUGACGUAUUCCUUGACUCGCUUUGGCAUCUACGAGACUGCGAAGAACCACCUGGGCAAGGGCAAACAGGGGCCUCCCCCCUUCUACCAGAAAGUGCUCUUGGGUGCAGCAGGAGGUUUCGCUGGCGGGUUUGUGGGGACCCCAGCGGACAUGGUGAACGUCAGGAUGCAGAAUGACAUGAAGCAGCCGCCGGCUCAGCGGCGCAAUUAUUCCCAUGCCCUGGAUGGCAUGUACCGAGUCCUCCGGGAAGAGGGCCUGAAGAAACUCUUUGCAGGAGCAUCAGUGGCAUCGCCCCGCGGGGCCCUUGUUACUGUUGGGCAGCUUUCCUGUUAUGACCAGGCCAAGCAGCUGGUUCUUGCAACUGGAUUGCUGUCAGACAAUAUCUUCACUCAUUUCCUGUCCAGCUUCAUCGCUGGAAUAUGUGCCACAUUCCUGUGCCAGCCCCUGGAUGUGCUCAAGACCCGCCUCAUGAACUCCCACGGAGAGUACCGGGGUGUCGUUCACUGUGCCAUGGAGACUGCCAAGCUCGGACCGCUUGCCUUCUACAAGGGUUUUGUUCCUGCUGCUGUCCGGCUCAUUCCUCAGACUGUUCUCACCUUUCUCUUCCUGGAGCAGCUGCGCAAAUAUUUUGGGAUCAAAGUGACCAGCUGAGUCUGAGGGACCGGACCCUGCCUUGCCCCAGGGGGGUGAGCGUGUGGGUCACCCCCAAGAUCCCAAAACCUCUCUCUGCUCUCUGGGGCCAGUGCCAUUCCCCCUUCUCUCAACUCUAUUCCUGUGCCUUGCCAGCACCUGUGGCCAACAACCCCCUCAAAAACUCACCUCUUCUCUCACUCCCAUUCUCAGCAUCUCCACCUCUGCAUUACUGCUUCUGGAGGUUUUUGUGGGGGAAGGUUCUGUCUUCCCAUUUCUCUACUGGUUCUGAGUUCUGUCCUUGCUCCCCCUCAGCCUUGUCCCUGAUGUGCCCUAGAAGCAGGACUGCUGUCUCAGGGAGUAGGGAGACCUGUACCUCGUCACAGAGCCCAUGGAGCUGGGGGGGCUGCUGACCCCACAGCUGCGGGGCUGGGGCUUGGGGCAGUGUGUGUGAGGCCCUGUCUUCCCUCUGCCUUUAGUCCCCAUGUUCCUCCCUGACCCCAGUGCAGCUUGGACCUCCUGCCCUGCUCCUGGCCUCCCACCCUCUGCCUCUGCUUGGCCAAAACUCCUCAGUGCCGCUGGCUGCUGGGCUCUUCAGGGAUUGUGCCUCAUAGCAGUGAUGGUGGGGAACAUGGCCUUGCUCUGGCAGAGCCUGCUAAUGCCUGCCUGGGGACCCAGUACUCACCACAGUGCACCUACCCCACACUGGAUCCGCCCUCUGUGGGGGCAUCCCCCACCACCACUCUGCAGCCUCACUCACCUUGGGGCUGGGCAGACCCCUGCCCCUCACAGCCCCUCACCCCACACUGCCCAGUGGGUGGGGGCUGUGAACACCAGCCCCUCCGCUAUGUGCACCCCUGUGUGUGCUGGCCCCAGGAAAUCAAAGAACUGGAAUAUCUGAAACCUUGAUGUAUAAUAAAGUGUGAAGGUGGCA